AUGCGUAGUCCAUCCGUGCUUCCACUCUUCCUCUGCGACACCUGUCGUCGGACAACUGGGUUACUAUGCACCUCCUCCUAUGUCCCUCUGAAACAAAGCACGCAAUCAUCGCCUGAUAUCAACGGGUUUGUCUUAUCGAAUAUGCUCGGCCUAUGGCUUCGAGCUGCUGGUUCUGUGGAACGUGUGGUGCAAAUUCCUUUCUCUAGCUCAAGGAAACUGGAGGGAGUGCUCAAUCCCUACGUCCUCCUCGGCCAAGUCUUGGUGGCAAGUUACGAGGGCAAAGGCGUCAAGUUUUUCAUAACCGCCCUGGAUCAACAACAUCCCACCUUGCCACUUCCUCUUGGUCUGACAUUUUUGGUUCCCGACCAUUCCUUCACCUCGCCCUCAACAGCAGCAGUAGCAGCUGCUCCCAAUGGCGUAAAGUGA
Molecule: messenger RNA, 426 nt
Organism: Histoplasma mississippiense
Lineage: Eukaryota; Fungi; Ascomycota; Eurotiomycetes; Onygenales; Ajellomycetaceae
Exons: 2
Coding region: 1-426 (141 amino acids)
Source: RefSeq, a predicted model, not a curated record